UGGAAUAAUAUUUAAAAUGUGUUAAAUUAAAUGAAGUUGUGGUAAAAUUCCCAAUUUGAAUUGAAUGUGUAAAUAAUGGUAGUAAAAUGAAGUGGAUGGAUUUACGUCACGCAUAUUACCUGAAAUCGUCAGAUUUCAUGGCAAUGCUUUCGAUUCUUCACGUGCUAAUGUUAACACUGAUUGGAUUUGGAGUGUUGAGGGUCUCUUUUGACAUUGGUGAGAUUCAGGACAACGCUUGGGCUUUAAUAGUUUCUACGGUACUUUUUACCACUUGCUUGGCAGGUUCCAGGCGUAAAAAUGAUAAUACUUAUGGUAAAUUCCAUAAAUGGUUCUUACCUCUGGUACUAUUUAUUAGUUUAGUAAUGAUGAUUACACUCUCAGCUUAUCAUGGGAUUAUUACAGUCCUAGCUUUACAUCUUGUACUGAUUUCCUUUUCUCUUACAGGCUUUCCUUGUGUUUUUUUAAUCCUCAUCAAUUUGGUGGGAAUCUCAUUUGGUACCGGAUUUCACGUGAUUCUUGUCAGACGUUUAUAUUCUAAACUUGCUGAUGAUGAAGUCGUUAACAAAUAUCCUGACCUUAUUACCACUUACGGUUACGGAUUAGCUACUAAAUCUUCUAUUGUGCUGGUUGACAUGGCUAUUCUUUAUCUUCAAGUUUUAGGUGGAAUUUUAUUUUAUAGUAGAUUUUGGAAAUUAGGGUUACUAAUGUCAGAGUGGCGAUCAAAACCCAGCUAUUAUUUAAAUGAUUUCCCUUUUUUAAUUAAACUUGAAAAACUAAUUUUUGGUAAAUCUCUCUUUAUGGAGUCGAAAGAAAUUAAAAUACUUGAAAAAACUAAAGUUACUGAUCCAAUUCAUAAUUCACAUCGUCCAGAUUUUGACACUAAAUCACCAAAUUCACCUGUACCUAAAAAUAAAAUCUUAAGUUCACCUUUAAAGCGUAAAAAUUUAAGCUCACCCGCAAAGGAUAAAAAAUUGGAAUCCGAUGAACCAACUUUAUCUUGGGGAAUUAUAAAGGAACAAGAUGAGGAUUUAGAUUCAUCUAAAAAACUUGAUUUAAACCUCACCAAUACUACCACUAACACCAGUGUCAACAUACUUAAUUCUCUUACUACUACCACGAACACCGAUACACCCAACCCAUUCAGUAAUUCUCCAAAGAAUGUGAAGAAUGUGAGAGAAUACAAUUCAUACGUGACUGAAGAAUUGAAUGAUGAGGUAUGGAUGGAUUUUCUGAGAGAAAGUGAGGGUGAGCCUAGUGGAAACCGAACAUAUUCUCAAGAAAGAAUCAUUUUAAACAAUCAAAUUAGUAACCAAAAGACUAUUGAGGAAUUUGAUGAAAGUUUGAUUAAGAAGUUUACCAAGAAUUUACUUGAGAAUGAGGAAGCAAUGUCACAUUUAGGCGAUCCUCUUUUAAAUGAUGAACUGACACUUAUAAAAAAUGUCGGAACGCAAGACAAUUUACACUCCAAAUUAGUUCAGCAAUCUGAUGAUUCUAGUGAAAGAGAAUUUAUGUAUGAACAUAAAAGAAUUGAAACCGCUCCAUUCCAUUAUAAACAUCUCGAUUCAGAUUUUAAUUCACAGUUAUCGUAUAAUAUGACUAGCAUAAAUAGUUUGGACAAUGUGCUGGUAACUGAUAAGAUUUUGAAUAUGAAUAUCCAAAUAAAUAAUCCUCUUUUGAAGAUGACAUACCUCAUAAUGCCUUCAUUCAUUAAGAAGUUAAUGAGGAAAAUGUUCUUACAUCACGAACGAGUGCUGAGGAAGCAGGAAGUGAUUAAUUCUCUACGCUGGAGUGGACCAGAAUCACUCCCUAGAUGGAACUUUCUACACAUGUUCUCUCAUGAUCCUUAUGAGCUUAUUUAUGUCAAGUGGAUGCAUUGCUUUAAUAAAUCGUUUUAUAGUAUCACAAUGGUUGAAAUUAUUCUCAUCAUCUUCUAUAGCCUCAUCGGAAGUUCUCUGUUAUGUUAUAGACAUUAUUUAACACUGAGUAAGGUGGAUAAAGAGUUAUUUGUAAGUAAUAUCAAGGGUUUAAUUACCAUAUCUUUAAGGUUUAUCCUGUUUCCAAUCAUUUCAUUUUUUAUCAUUAUUAUUAUACUGUCAAUGGGUACUCCAUCAAUCACUCAAACAAAAGCUAAAAUGAAAAAAUCCUCCACUAAUUCGGAAACCAAGGGGCUCGAUACAACUCAAACUAAGGGUAUCGGAACACUUAAUACUAAGGGUAUGGAAACCGUUAAAAGUAAGGGAUUGGAAAAAGUUGUGAAGAUUUAUUGGAUAAUGAUAGUGUUAUGCUUAGUUGACUUCAUAGGAUCAUUAUUUGAUGUGUUUAUAUCUUUGGGUUUAAAAACACCGCCAUAUCCAGUCCACAACAGCUUAGUGAUGCAAUUUCUCAUGACAAAAACUGCGGCGUUCUUACCCUUAAGAUUUCCCACUCUUUUCCUACUCUAUAUCGUAUACUUUAUCGGACUUUUUACUUGCCAAUUCUUUUUCCAUCACAUUCAAGCCCUCCGAUACAUUACCAUGCAAGUCACUUGUCAAAUUGUUAUUGGUAUCGGAAGCUACGCUUUCCUUAUUAAACCCAUUGAUGUUAAUCGUAGAAGGAUUUUCUCUGAAGUGGUGCUACCUUAUAUUUUAUUACUUCUUUCCAAAUUCCACAAGAAAUACAAACCCGUCCACUACUAA
Molecule: messenger RNA, 2675 nt
Organism: Theileria parva strain Muguga
Lineage: Eukaryota; Apicomplexa; Aconoidasida; Piroplasmida; Theileriidae
Product: putative integral membrane protein
Exons: 3
Coding region: 87-2675 (862 amino acids)
Source: RefSeq, a predicted model, not a curated record